ACAGCAGCUUCCCGCUCCUCUCAAUCCCUUUCUUUCUUUCUUCCAUUUCCCUCCAUCCUUGCAGUUGCCGCCGUUUCGUUUCCCUGAAUACCGGAUGGCGUCGUCGGCGUUCAAGUCCACCACGCGCCGCGCCCUCCACGCUUCCUCCCACGACGACCGCCCUGCGCCGCCUCCGUGCCCCCGCAGCGCCGCGCCCCGCGACCUCAACCUCCAGGACGGGUACACCAACACCCGCACAAACCCUCUCUUCGACCGCGCCGCCACCUCUCCAUCCGCCUCGCCCUCUCCGACGCUGCAGUCUCCGGGGACUGCUCCUACUAGCUCCGGCGGCGGGGAUGUGGCGAGGCGGGACAGAGGGCGUCAGCCGCUCAAAGGUGGGGGACGCGGCGGAGGGAGAGCGCGGUCGGUGUCCGUCGCGCCUCAGCGGCCGCGCACCGCCUCGGCGCCGUCGGCGGACAGUGCUGGUGCGGUCGGUGGGAGGAGAGUUUCGCAGGCGCGGUCGGUGGCCGACGACGCACGCCCGUCCCGGGGCUCCGAGACCGAUGCGGAAACCAGGGAUGUGGCAAGGAAAUUGCAGUCAUGGAGGAGUCGGCAUUCGGUUCCAGAGGGAAAACAUAGAGGAAAUGGAACUUAUGCAAGUUGCUCAUCUCAAGGAUCAACAACCGAAGUGAGGUGCCCACAAAUGGAUGAAACUACUCAUUCAGUAUCUAGCACUGCUGAUUCUUCACCUGGUCAUCAUCUUGAGCACGCCAUUUGGCAGCAGAACUAUUCAACCAUCCCGGUGGAUCCAGUUCUGGAAAUUCCUCCUGAGUUUCAUCCAGAUUCUGCUGAGUUUAUCUCUGAUAUAAGUGAUUAUGCAACAGAAUACCGAAAGGAAGAUGUUGUGAAAAUCCCUCUUGAUUUUGAUACAGAUGCUACUGAGGUUGUUUCUGACAUAAGUCACAAUGCAGCAAAACAGCAUUGGGAGCAAAUGGAAAUACCUCUUGAGUUUGAUCCAGAUGCUGCUGAGCUGGGUUCAGACACUCUGCACCAUGGAGCAAACCAGCAACGGGAACAAAUGGAAAUGCCUCUUGGGUUUGAUCCAGACACCUCUGAGCUGGCUUCUGAUAUAACAGAAUAUACAAUCAAACUCAAACUGUCACAUGAACGCGCUCGAAAGCUUCGGGCAGAUUUGGCUGUUGAAGAGCAGCGGGAACAAGAGCUGAGUAGAAUGCUAAAGGACAUAGUAACAGUUCCAAAUUUUACCGAGGCACAUAAAAAGCGUCCAAGAAGAAAGAGUAGUAUAGAAAGACUGAAAGUGUCAAGGCAUUUAGCUGAAGAGGCAAUGAAUUAUUUUGAGGAAUGUGUUUCAAUUUCAACAAUGGAUAGCACUGAUUUCUCAUCACCUGAGGACCCUCAACCAAAUUCAGUUGUGAGUGUCCCACCAAAGAGCAACAGUAGAUUUUUCCACAAAGGGAGAUCAAGCUUUCAAGAACCCCACACUCAAACUGAUCAACGUGGCCAUCAUGAGGAAUCUGACAAACAAACCCAGUGCUCAAUUUGCAUAACUGGAUCUGAUGUGCCUGACAGUGUUGUCUUUAGUCAUACAAAUGCCACUGGUUUGAAAAUUAGAAGCAACUCCAGUGAUGAUCUCGAUGGCUUUGCCACACCACAGAGCAGUUCUUGUUUCUCUUUCACCACUGAGCCAGCAAAAACUGUUGAAAAUUGUGAUUUUCGGCAAUACCUUGGAAAUUUUGGAAGGGGCAACAAUAAAGAGCUACGAGAGACGAGGUCUAGUUAUUUUGCUGAUGACUAUGUCUCCCAGAAAGCAAAUCCAGACUUGCUUAUGGAUAUGGUGACCUUUCAGAAUCGAAUAGAAUAUGGGGGGUUUCUUAUUUGUAACAUUAGAAUAUUCUGACAGUGAACAGAACAAAUAGUGCCCAAUGGUAAAAGAACUCAAGUAAUUUAUCAUGAUGUAAUUAUAAAGAGAUUAUCAUUGUGCAAUUGUUUGUGUUUUAGGGGUAUUCUGCAUCUGUUUUUUUCCUGGCGAAUGUGAAUUUUCGGCUACUGCUAUGACUUAUUAUCAUGUUUCUGUAAUAACC
Molecule: messenger RNA, 2081 nt
Organism: Phragmites australis (common reed)
Lineage: Eukaryota; Viridiplantae; Streptophyta; Magnoliopsida; Poales; Poaceae
Exons: 8
Coding region: 95-1897 (600 amino acids)
Source: RefSeq, a predicted model, not a curated record